Coniophora puteana RWD-64-598 SS2 is the source of this 876-nucleotide messenger RNA. RefSeq lists its product as uncharacterized. The record is from RefSeq and is a predicted model, not a curated record. The coding region runs from base 1 to 876 and encodes 291 amino acids. The transcript has 6 exons. Lineage: Eukaryota; Fungi; Basidiomycota; Agaricomycetes; Boletales; Coniophoraceae.
AUGACAACAUCUCAAGUCACAGUUGAAUCCGCAACGCUUGCAGGAACUUGUCUCGAGAGUUUUGUUUACGGGAUCUUCUUCGCUCUUUUCUUUCCGUCCAUCUAUGUGCUGGUCAAGCGAGAGCAGGACAACCGUUCCAGAACACACUCGAAACGCUCAGCCACAUAUCCGUUAAUUAUCACGUCUGUACUGCUGUUUGUGUUUAUUACUGCGCACUGGAUUUGCACCUUUAUCCGUUUAUUUCAGGCCUACAUCACGGAAGAUGCGUCCAAGGCACCGUCGUUUCUUGCGGAUUUACUCGUGCCCGCUGUAAUUAUAAUCAAUGGGAUGUUGAUUGCGAGCAUGAUCACGGCUGAUUCGAUGGUGAUAUAUCGUCUCUGGAUAGUCUGGAACAAGAAUCGCACCGUCAUGGUAUUCCCAUGCUGCACCCUUGUGGGGCUCUGCGUGUCCGGAGCCGGAUAUUUGUAUCAAAUUGCGCAGAAAGACUCAUCAUACAACAUAUACUCCCCAGUUGUGGACAGGUGGAUAAACUCAACCUGUAUAUUCACCCUCGUGUGGCCUACUGUCGCAAUCUUGGUUGAGAGCGCCAUGAUUUAUACAUCCUGGGUUAUUGUUUAUUUUGGAGUUUAUCAAGCCGGAUCCAAUGUUGAGACUCCUAUCGUGUUGUCAAUGCCAGAAAUUGCCGGCAUCGCAUGCAUGCUCAUCAGCGUCAGAGUUGGUCUAGGGUGGGCGAAUGAUGGUCUCAAAUCUCAGAAAAGGAACCCUUUACCUUCAAGUCACGGGCAACAAAUGCGCGACUGUGCGGUACACAAGACCGCUGUGGUCAGAGAUGUUGGUGAAUACGAGUUGCCAUGGGUUGUAAAGCCGGCGUCUUGA